This is a messenger RNA of Aedes aegypti (yellow fever mosquito), 1146 nucleotides long. RefSeq lists its product as uncharacterized. The transcript has 4 exons. The record is from RefSeq and is a predicted model, not a curated record. Gene Ontology annotation, biological process: sensory perception of taste. NCBI's taxonomy places the organism in Eukaryota, Metazoa, Arthropoda, Insecta, Diptera, Culicidae. The coding region runs from base 204 to 1106 and encodes 300 amino acids. Gene Ontology annotation, cellular component: membrane.
CAGUUUCCUUCAUCAAAUGAAUCGAAUAAAAAGCAUUUAUCGCUCAUUCCUGCGUUUUUACGGUUGGUUGGGGUACGAUUACAGUCUCAAUAGACGCCAACCUGUAUUACGUUUUUUGUUGAAUAUUUUUAUACCCGUGGUAGUUUUGGUGAUUUUAUUUUCAACAAGAAUCCCGCUGCUGACGGAUGAACUGGGACCGUUGAAUGAUUUUUUUCAAACUAUCAGCAUAUUGCAUCACUUACAUUUCGUUCAUGUUCGAAGCUUGGCAGAACUGUUCUCACUUUCACUCCUUUUGGAUAAAUUUUGAACAAUUAUACGUCCGGAUUUCUCGCCUAACUGAGGAGAGACUUUUGCGACAAGAAUUUAUUAAUUUCCACAAAACUUACUUGUUGCUUUUCAUCUUGACCGUGCCACUCAGUUUUAUUAUGAAUCUAGUUUACAUUUUAUUUGCGCAAAUGGAUGGCCAUUUCACAGAGCUUGUUAUUAUCGAAUUAGCUUUCAUUAAAAUUUUUAUUAGAAUUCGACAUUAUCAUAUAGUGCUUUAUGUACAGAUGAUAACAAUUUUGUCAAAAGAACUUGAAAUACAAAUUGAGAUUUGUACAAACAAUAGAAAUUACCAAACCCGUUUGCAUACUAUUAAGGAGAUACACUUGAAGUUGUUCUUUUUGUCUGAUCAGUUUCAAACGAUUUUCAAUAAAUCUCUGCUAUUGUUGGUUGCUGUGUGGCACUUUGAUAUGCUUGCAAACUCUUAUUGGUUCAUACAUUCCAUAAACUUAUAUGGUCAGAAAUAUACGAUUCUUCAAUUGCUUCCAUUGGUGUUCAACACUUUAAGCUUGGCGCUGAUGAUCAAAUAUUGCGAAAAGUUGAGGAAAGUGCGUCGAUCCACUGCAGCUAGAAUAGAUGGCCAGAAAGUACAAUUGUGGAACUCUGAAAACUACUUGCAUCAGUUGUCAAUUAGCUGCAUAAAUCAAUUCAGAGCACUUGAUAGCAAAUUGCUGGCAAUGGGCUGCGUAGAGGUAUCCUAUAAUCCAAUAGCUUCAAUUAUCGUUUCAGUAUGUACCUAUCUGGCAUUUUUCAUCGAAAUUGGUAGCCGCAGUAUGAGAUAAGAAAUAAAUUCCCAUGCCUCUUUUAUUCAGCAAAUUGCAA